GGUGUUCCAAUCCCCUUCAUAUCAUGUGAUUCAGGUGUUCCAAUCCCCUCCAUAUCAUGUGAUUCAGGUGUUCCAAUCCCCUCCAUAUCAUGUGAUUCAGGUGUUCCAAUCCCCUCCAUAUCAUGUGAUUCAGGUGUUCCAAUCCCCUCCAUAUCAUAUGAUUCAGGUGUUCCAAUCCCCUCCAUAUCAUGUGAUUCAGGUGUUCCAAUCCCCUCCAAAUCAUGUGAUUCAGGUGUUCCAAUCCCCUCCAUAUCAUGUGAUUCAGGUGUUCCAAUCCCCUCCAUAUCAUGUGAUUUAGGUGUUCCAAUCCCCUCCAUAUCAUAUGAUGCAGGUGUUCCAAUCCCCUCCAUAUCAUGUGAUUCAGCUGUUCCAAUCCCCUCCAAAUCAUGUGAUUCAGGUGUUCCAAUCCCCUCCAGAUCAUGUGAUUCAGGUGUUCCAAUCCCC
This is a messenger RNA of Staurois parvus, 444 nucleotides long. NCBI's taxonomy places the organism in Eukaryota, Metazoa, Chordata, Amphibia, Anura, Ranidae. The record is from the annotation of a GenBank genome assembly.